Aspergillus pseudotamarii is the source of this 1734-nucleotide messenger RNA. Its product is annotated as NAD(P)/FAD-dependent oxidoreductase. The coding region runs from base 228 to 1571 and encodes 447 amino acids. The transcript is spliced from 2 exons. NCBI's taxonomy places the organism in Eukaryota, Fungi, Ascomycota, Eurotiomycetes, Eurotiales, Aspergillaceae. Gene Ontology annotation, molecular function: proline dehydrogenase activity; sarcosine oxidase activity; flavin adenine dinucleotide binding. The record is from RefSeq and is a predicted model, not a curated record.
CUCAAAGUCGCUAACGUUAAGGUCCGAUCCUAGAUCCAUGGACGGAGUCGGGACUUGCCCCUCACCGUCUUCCGUCCACGGUCCGUGAUGGACGGAAACAUGAUGCUGAGUCUGAGGAAGCCACAUCUUAUAAAAGGGAUUGAACCACAGUCUCUCAUGAUAUCCAAACCAGAGACUCUGAUCCGGAUUUGUGAUCAGACAGCAAUUUGAUAACACCAACACACGCAAUGGCAGCUAAAAACGAACGCAUUAUCAUUAUCGGGGCGGGUAUCUUUGGCCUGGGAACCGCCCUGACAUUGAAGGAGGAGGGUUAUCGCUCUGUGACCGUCCUCGACCGAGCCAUGCCCCCUGUUCCCGAUGGUUCCAGCAACGACAUUUCCCGUGUCAUUCGAUUCGAUUACGGAGAUGAGGUAUACGCUCGCAUGGGCAAGGAGGCUUUCGACCUAUGGAAGACCCCUGCCUACAAAGAAGCCUUCCAUCAAUCUGGAUGUCUCUGGGUGACUCAGGAGGAAACCCCCGGACAGCCUGUGCAGCCCGCCGCCAAGGAAUACAGUCGCAAAACCAGAGAGAUUCUGACCAAGAUGGGCGAGCCCUGGCACUCAGUCCCCACGGUGGAAGAUUGCAAGCGGGAAUUCCCCGAAUUGACGGGCCCGCUGGCCAAUCCGGGCUUCUACUCCUUCUUCAACAACUCGGGCGGAUGGGCAGAUGCAGGUCUCGCAUGUGCUCGUGUGGCAGCUCGGUGUAUCGCCGCGGGUGUGUCAUUCAUCACUGGCCCCGAUGGCCAAGUGACUGACUUCGAGAAGAGGGCGGACGGCACCAUCGAAGCGGUCCGCACCAGCAGUGGCAACCGCAUCACUGGUGACAAGUUCAUCGUCGCCACCGGUGCCUGGACCGCCAGUCUUGUUCCAUCGUGGAACUCCAUGGUCGCGGCCGCUCAGAUCGUCGGAUACAUGCGCCUCAGCCCCGAGGAAAUGAUCCGGCUGAGGAAUAUGCCUGUCUACUUCAACCUCUCCACCGGGUUCUUCUGCUUUCCUCCCCAUGACGGAACCAAUAUCUUGAAGGUCGCCGUCCACAGCUAUGGCUACACCCACUCGCAAAACGGCAUUUCUGCACCUCCAGCUGCCCCGCCCUCCGCCCGCGCCAACUUCAUCCCCGACGAGGCCGUGGAACGUCUGAACCUCGGGAUGAAGGAUCUCUUCCCAGACCUGGAGCCCAAGGGCUGGGAGCGGGUCGCGCUAUGCUGGUACAACGACACCCCGAGCGGUGAUUUCAUCCUGGAUUAUCACCCGCAACACAAGAACAUGUUCAUCGCCACCGGUGGUAGCGGACAUGCCUUCAAAUUCCUGCCCGUAAUCGGCAAGUAUGUCGUUGGAUGCUUCGAAAAGAAGCUCUCGCAAGACCUGUUGCAGAAAUGGAAAUUCCCCACCGAGUACAAAGAGCGCUUCCAGGACGAUGUAUUCAAGGGUGACGGAAGUCGCGGAGGCCCUGAGAGGAGAGAGUUAACUCCUCAGGAACAUGAGAGAUUUGCCGGCGCUUUGAUAGCUGCUUCGACAAGGCAGAGCAAGCUGUGAAAGGAGACGCUGAUACUUUUAUUCCUGGAAGCAUAUAUAUACCCGCUGAACCGCAACCGGUUGUUUGUAAUGUGAGAUGAAAUUUUGUUACGUUUGACGUGAAGAGAGUUGUUGUCGAUUGAGAAUGCGUUCUAUCGCAGGCUACAAGGACAAUAGACUGCUA